GUGGUCGAGGAGCCAGCCGAGGCGGGCGCGGACCCUGGGGCGCCGCCUAUUUUCUUGGCGCCCGAGCCUUGGGCGGCGAAGAGGGACAAGAAGGAGAAGUGGAAGUUCCUGAGGGAAAGCAAGAAGGGUUUCAAGAGGGAACAAAAGCAGACUGGCCCCACCUUGCGGGAGAGGAUCCGCAUGAUCGACGAGUUCCUGGAAAAGGGCGGCGAGCUCCACAUGAUCCACAUGAUCGGCGAGCUCCACAUGAUCGACGGGUUCUUCCAGGAGGGCGAGCUCCAAGAGGCCGAGCUCCUGAAGAUGAAGGCGCACCUUGGGGACCAUAAGUGGGAGCAGGUUCAGACGGGCCCCAUUCUGCAGGAGAGGCUCCAGGUGAUCGGGAAGCUGCUGGAGAAGGGGCGAUCGGAGGGCGUCGGAGCCGAGCCCCUGGAGGUGGAGGAGCGCCUGAAG
Molecule: messenger RNA, 450 nt
Organism: Prorocentrum cordatum
Lineage: Eukaryota; Dinophyceae; Prorocentrales; Prorocentraceae
Source: the annotation of a GenBank genome assembly